AGUGCAGGGUCAAAAUAAAAGAGCUGAGGAGUGCUUACUGCAAAGCCCGUGAGGGAAAUCGUCGCUCAAGAGCUGCCCCCACAACCUGCCGUUUUUACAAGGAGCUGGAUGCCAUACUUGGGUGUGACCCCACUGCCAAUCCGAGGACCACGAUGGAGAGUUCAGAGCAGGGAGAAGUGGGGGAGGGUGUAGAGGAAGCCGACAGUGAGGCUACUGCCGUGGAGGGAGACACCCCGGAGUCCCAGGAGGCAUGCAGCCAGGAGCUCUUCUCAAGCCAGGAGGAGGCUAGCCAGUCGCAGCAGCUGGAAGUUGCUGGUGAGGAAGAAACUGAGGAGCGUGCUCGGGUGACCUUGAGUAAUGCAGCCGGAUCACCGGUCUCACGUCGUUUGCAGAACUUGAGAAAAAAACCCCGAAAAUCAAAAGAAGAAUUGAUCAAAUCAGUUAUGAAUCACUACAACAGAGAAAGUAGGAAGACGCAUGAAUGGAGAGAGAAAAUGUAUGAAUCCAGAGAGAAAAUGAAUGAGUGGAGGAAAACAGAAAGCAGGAAAAAGGAAUUGACUCUCAAAAAAAACACAAAGCAGAUGAUAAGCCUCCUGGCUCGCCAAACUGAGUCUUUCGAGUCUACGGUUGCCAUGCAGGCAGAUCUGUACCGUGGUAACCCACACCCCUCCCAAAGCUCUCUGUCUUGUUCCCCAGUGUUUGCACCAAACACCUUUCUCCAGCAGCCAGUUCCUUAUUACACCCAGCUGCCCCCAACACCUGUACGAUCACCUACCAGCCCUGAAAACUAUAAUUCUUACCCUGUGCACUCCACCCCCAUUACCCUGCAGCAUAGUAAUCCUGAAGUGCAGCAGACAUUGAACAGUAAUCAAAACAGGACAUAUUCAGACCUCUGAAUGUACAGUCCACCACCCUAACCCCCCUGGCCUUUUAUGUACUGUACUUUGAAUAAAGGAUUUUAUGGCUUUUACAA
Messenger RNA from Gopherus flavomarginatus (Mexican gopher tortoise), 973 nucleotides. RefSeq lists its product as uncharacterized. Lineage: Eukaryota; Metazoa; Chordata; Testudines; Testudinidae. The transcript has 2 exons. The coding region runs from base 153 to 896 and encodes 247 amino acids. The record is from RefSeq and is a predicted model, not a curated record.